Molecule: messenger RNA, 606 nt
Organism: Penicillium lagena
Lineage: Eukaryota; Fungi; Ascomycota; Eurotiomycetes; Eurotiales; Aspergillaceae
Product: PPP1R11/YPI1 family protein
Exons: 2
Coding region: 1-606 (201 amino acids)
Molecular function (GO): protein serine/threonine phosphatase inhibitor activity
Source: RefSeq, a predicted model, not a curated record
AUGUCUCGAACACGCCAGCCGUUGUCUUCCCAAUCCCGGCCCCAGACGACGACGGAAAUACACGAUUCUAACACUCUUCGUGUUUCGAGGACCCUUCGACUAAGAGGCGAGGACAUCUCGUCGACUAGCGCCGACCCCUCUCCCGCUCGCCACAUCCGAUGGAGUGAGGACGUCGUCGAUAAUGAAGGGAUGGGGAAGAAAAGCUCGAAAGACCCGUGGGCGAGAGCAGUUCCGAAUCGGAGUCGUCGGAUUCCAGCUCGUCGGAUUCGGACAGCGACAACGACCUCGGCCCUCGCACGAACCGAGCAAAUCGCGCACAUCACUCACACACUCGUGGGCGAGGCCCACCACCUGGACGGCCAUCAGAAGGGUGCUCGGACCAGGGUCCCAAUGCUUGUUGUUCAGAACAUCAUAAACCGAAGAGCAAGAAAAGGAAGCCGAGCCCAAAUGCAUACGAGAAAAUGCCUAAACCGUCUAAAAGCCAUUCGAAAGGCACCUGAGGCGAAGGAAAUAUAUGAGUCUCAAGCCGCUUGGCUGCUGGACUCGACCCUCCACAGCAUUGUUUCAGCUUGUUCACAUCCAACACCGGGAGAUUCGCGGUAUUAG